UUUAAAAUUUUACAUUUUAUUCACUGUUCUAUAAAAAAAGUUAAUCAACAGUCUGUGUAUAAAUGUUUGUGUGUGUUUGUGUGUGCACAGAUGGUUCCAUUCCGUGGUCCUAUCUCAGGUGGACUGCAACCUGGGAAGAAGUUGGUGGUUUUUGGGAUUGUGGAUCCUUGUCCUGACCGGUUCUACCUGGCGCUAACGUGCGGUUGUGGAACGUCCAGAGCGCCACCUCCUAAUGUAGCUCUGGAGCUCUGUGUCAGAUUCAAGGACCGUCAGAUUCUGCGACGGGCCUGUACGUCUGGGUCAUGGGGCGACGCGGAGCGAGCUGUGCCGUUCUUCCCUUUCAUCAAAGAUCUGCCGUUCAAGAUGGAACUCUUCUGUGAAGUGGGUCGGUUCCGUGUCCUUGUGGACGGACAGCAGCUGUUUGAUUUUCAGCACAGAAUCACGUCACUGCCUGACAUUGACACACUGUGGAUCAAAGGCAGCGUUGGUAUCACCAAACUGGCCUGAAGGGGGUGACAUGCUGUACAAAGACUGUAAAUACUGUAGAUACUUAAAAAAAAAAAAAUUAAAUAAUGAGGUGAUGACUUCACAUUUCAUUGAAAUCCA
Molecule: messenger RNA, 606 nt
Organism: Cynoglossus semilaevis (tongue sole)
Lineage: Eukaryota; Metazoa; Chordata; Actinopteri; Pleuronectiformes; Cynoglossidae
Product: galectin-related protein-like
Exons: 3
Coding region: 91-507 (138 amino acids)
Molecular function (GO): carbohydrate binding
Source: RefSeq, a predicted model, not a curated record